AUGACUGAUGAGAUCAGUCUGGAUUUCAAGUGGUGCUAUCAGCAAGGUAAAGUUCACGGUUCUCUCGCACGUGCCGGUAAGGUCAAGGGUCAGACUCCCAAGGUUGAGAAAGCAGAAGGCAAAAAGAAGAAGGUUACUGGCCGCGCAAAGAAGCGUCUCCAGUACAAUCGUCGUUUCGUCAAUGCCGUUGCUUCUUUCGGCAAGCGCAAGAUGAACCCAUCGCCCAACCAGAAAUAAGCCAAUCGCUUCACAUGUCGUCCGUUGUUGAAACUGCUCUGAAUGUCUGGAUUGCUGGACUGGAUUUGCGUUGCUCCUACGUCUACCUUGUUUGGUCCUAUUUUACUUCUACGGUUCUCAAAUGAAACAGAUAUUUUUGACGU
Batrachochytrium dendrobatidis JAM81 is the source of this 380-nucleotide messenger RNA. RefSeq lists its product as uncharacterized. Gene Ontology annotation, cellular component: ribosome; cytosolic small ribosomal subunit. The record is from RefSeq and is a predicted model, not a curated record. Gene Ontology annotation, biological process: translation. Gene Ontology annotation, molecular function: structural constituent of ribosome. The coding region runs from base 1 to 237 and encodes 78 amino acids. The transcript is spliced from 4 exons. Lineage: Eukaryota; Fungi; Chytridiomycota; Chytridiomycetes; Rhizophydiales.